Messenger RNA from Galdieria sulphuraria, 1241 nucleotides. Its product is annotated as N-acetyltransferase. Lineage: Eukaryota; Rhodophyta; Bangiophyceae; Galdieriales; Galdieriaceae. The transcript has a single exon. Gene Ontology annotation, molecular function: N-acetyltransferase activity. The coding region runs from base 134 to 1078 and encodes 314 amino acids. The record is from RefSeq and is a predicted model, not a curated record. Gene Ontology annotation, biological process: N-terminal protein amino acid acetylation. Gene Ontology annotation, cellular component: chloroplast.
UUCUUUUUCAUUCACUCGGUUGAGUUCAAACUACGCCUCAAACUCUGUUCAAUAUUGCAGCGCUCAUAGUGUCCUAAGGAAUGACACUGCUUGGAUAUAUUCAGCAAGUGCACCUUUUUCCUGGUCAUGUUGUAUGCAAAAGGAACAUCUUUCCUGUAAAGCUUAUUUUCAAUUGAAUCAAACAGGACAGCUACACGCCACUCGGAUAAAGGGAACAAGUGAACUGUUUUCACAGAGUCUACAAACAAAGCAAAAGGCAUCAUAUUAUAGAGACUACCCGGAACCAAGGUGCCUGGGACUGUUGGAUUCUCUGAACUUUCAGAGAAAGGUAUUGUUUAUACAUUUCCCAAAGUUAACCAGUAUUCGUCAGUCGAAGAGCGGCUGGCAAAGAAUUUGCUGCAGUUCGGUGAGUACUGUUAGCACAGAUGAUCCUGGUCGCUCUUCAAAGUCCAUUGAAGGAUCGAAUCGUGUUUGGUUGGAACUGCGUCAAGCAAAACCUGAAGAACUUGUCGCAGUGGCGGAGAUAAGAAGAGUAGCUUUUACGCCCGAGGAAACUUUUUCCACGCAUUUGACAGAAGAAAAGAGACAACAGGAUAUUUAUUAUGCUAUAUUAGAGCGAUUGAAGAGGCCUGGAACUUGCUGCCUUGUAGUAGUAAAAAGAACUUCAACUAAUAAUGAGAACAGAUCCUCUGUAGAAGAGGCAAAGGAAGUAGAUAUUCAUGAGGAAGAAAUUGUUCUAGGUACAUGUGAUGUUUCUAUUCAUGAUGCUGAAAGUGGACUGCGAGUCCGAACAUCGAACUUUAAGAGAGUUGUUUAUGUUUCUAGUAUGGCGGUAAGACCUGAAUAUCGAAGGAAGGGUGUUGCAAAAAGGUUGUUAAAUGGUGUAUUGGAUAUUGCCAGGUUGGAGAAAAUUGACGAUGUAUUUCUUCAUGUUGACGAAACCAACACUCCCGCAGUCAGGCUUUACUAUUCUUUUGGUUUUCAGCGUUUUCCUCUUCCUAUCCCUAUGUGGCUGAGAACCAUGGCAAGACAUGAUCAUGUGCUUCUUUGGCAAGAUUUGAGGAGAGUUGAAGAGUAGAAAUGUACCGAGAGAAAGAAACGGCGCAUUCUGAUGGGAAGCUUGUCUUAAUGAGCUAAAUGAGGUUUACUCUCGAAGCAGUUUGCUCCAAAGAAUUUGUCAAUAGAAAGUAUAAAAUCCGUUAAUUUGUUUAUGAAUCAAGACCGCCUUAAUGUCAACCAAC